AUGUAUGUGAAAUGGUUUGAUACAGUAAUGUUUUACUAUGUGAUUUUAGGGUAUUUAGUGAAUUUCACAUUUUGACAUUUUUAAAUUUCCCGCCAGUUCCGUCCCCGUACGUCCCGACGCUCGCAGGGAACGGAACCCAGAAGACAGAUGCCGGCAUCAGCCGGGGGACAUGGCCGGGGAUGCUGCAGGGGGGACAUCACAAGAGCGAAGGACAAGGUAAGUGCAGAAGAGAUCCCGGUGCAACACUGCAAGGUAUUCCUGAGUGUAGAUCGGGGUUACUGCUUGUGCUACACUCGGGAAUACCGCCAGGGG
This is a messenger RNA of Staurois parvus, 312 nucleotides long. The record is from the annotation of a GenBank genome assembly. Lineage: Eukaryota; Metazoa; Chordata; Amphibia; Anura; Ranidae.